ACGAGCCACUAAUACGAUAUUCGUUGCGGUGAGUGCGGCGCGUGUACACGCACGCGAUUCCGCGGGACUAGUUGGCCGGAUUCGCGUCUCCUCCGCCGCCUCCGUUCGUCGUCGCGCGUAUGUGAACCGAGCGCUCGCGCUCGCGCGAGUGAGAGUGAGUGCGUGAUAUACGGUGGGGCCACACUCGCGCCCGCGGCGGCGGCCAUAACACCGACCGACCGACCGACCGACCAAACUAAGUGAGCGAGGGAGAAAGCGUAGUGCAAGUAUCUGCGAGGCGAGGCGUAGUGGUAGUGUUUUUGGAUUGAGAGAGUACCCCCUGGUUGGACGAGCGGACUGCUAACGCAGAUGUUGCUAAUGUUACGAGUCUUGACUGGAGGUACGGAGUGUCGCUGCAGUAUACAAGGCUGACACUCGAAGUACUACCAUUCGGUAGGCUUGAGUAGUGUUAUGCCUCCUCGGCACCAAUCUUCCUGGUUGCAGCGUGAUUGCCUUGGCGAGCGAUUAAUGAGCUACCGCGCUCGAUUCCGAAUCUAUACUCGGCAUCUCAAUUGUUGAUGAAGCCUCAUAGCGUCAAGCGUCAACGUAAGGCAGUUACCUGCUGCAUAGCAUUUAUGUAUCAUAUUUGUCGGAAAGUCCUGAAGUCAGAAUGCAGCAGGUGGACAACAUCUCGCAGAACAAUUCCUUAGAUGUGGAGGAGCGAGAAAGGCUGUGUAAUAUACCGAAGACGAGCGCACCUGGUAAGGCCUCGACUACACCAGCGAGUCCUCCGAAGGAACCGCCUCCGCGCGAUGAACCACGCUUGGAACCUGUGAACGGCAUUGUUCAACCGCCGGUAUUUCCACCGCCGAAUCGUCCAGGACGUAUCACGAAUCAACUGCAAUUUUUACUGAAAGGUGUUUUGAAGCCAGUAUGGAAGCAUCAAUUUGCCUGGCCCUUCCAACAACCUGUAGACGCCAAGAAGCUCAAUUUGCCAGACUAUCACAAAAUUAUCGAAAGACCUAUGGACUUGGGCACAAUCAAAAAGAGAUUGGAGAAUACCUAUUAUUGGAGUGGGAAGGAGUGUAUCCAAGAUUUCAAUACUAUGUUCACCAACUGCUAUGUCUACAACAAACCUGGAGAGGAUGUUGUAGUCAUGGCACAAGCUCUCGAAAAAUUAUUUCUUACAAAGGUUGCACAAAUGCCAAAAGAAGAGGUGGAGUUGGAUCCACCAUUGCCGAAAGGACCCAAGGGUAAAAAAGCUGGAAGAGUCAGUGUUUCAGCAGGUGGAGUUGCAGGAGGUACAGGUCGAGGACGACCUGCUUCAGGUGCAGCUGCCGUUACUUCUAGCGUACCUAACAGUCUAGCGCCUUCCGCUACGGCGGCUAGAACAACGGGUGUCAUACCUAUGCCACCUCUUGGCACCCAAGCACCAGUGUCUGUACCUGGAAGUACAAACACAACCACCAUCGCUCCACCAGCAAGCAUGGGCGUCGCGCCAAUGGCUACUCACAAUUCUCUGCCUCAACAAGUCGUCCCUCCGACCACAGGUUACCAUGCACAGCCAGCAAUGGAUCCGCAAGCAGCUUCAGCUGUACUCCCACCUCCUCAAGUUCCCACGGCACCUGCUGUCAUGCCUCCGUCGCAACCUGCCAAACUUAAAAAGGGAGUGAAAAGAAAGGCUGAUACCACGACACCUACAGCAAAUUCAUUUGAACCUAUGUAUGCACCCAUGGAUUCUAAGAACGCCAAAAUACCUACAAGAAGGGAGUCUGGCAGGCAAAUUAAGAAGCCAACAAGGCAAGCAGAAGAUGGUUUAGUGCCAUUCCAUCAGACCAAUAUGCCUCUGAUGGGGGCAAUGGCACAGCAGCCUCAACAUGCUGGUGGAAAAUCAAAGGAAAAAUUGUCAGAACCACUAAAAUGCUGUAAUGACAUCUUGAAAGAACUUUUCUCCAAAAAGCAUUCGGGUUACGCCUGGCCGUUCUAUAAGCCGGUUGAUGCAGAACUUCUAGGCCUGCAUGACUAUCAUGAGAUUAUCAAAAAACCUAUGGAUCUUGGUACUGUAAAGUCUAAAAUGGACAACCGUGAAUACAAAACUGCACAAGAAUUUGCAAGUGACGUCCGGCUUAUAUUCACCAAUUGUUACAAAUAUAAUCCACCAGAUCAUGAUGUCGUCUCGAUGGCUAGGAAACUUCAAGAUAUAUUUGAGAUGAGAUAUGCGAAAAUUCCGGACGAACCAAUGGGUGGCAUGGUACCUAUGAAAGGUACUAGUAGUAGUGCCAGUAGUUCCGGUGAAGAAGAUUCGUCCGAUAGCGACGAUUCUGGCGAGGAACAACGCACUCAAAAGUUGCUCGCUUUACAGCAAGAGCUAAAAGCCAUGCAAGAACAAAUGAGGAAAUUGGUGGAAGAGAGUGGUAAAAAGAAAAGUAAAAAGAAGAAACCUGAUAAGACCAAAUCAAAGCCCAUGAGCAAUAAGAGUAGUAGCCUUGUUGCCAGUCAUACUGGUGCCAUGAAAGAACUGAUGAAACCAAGCGGCGGUAUUCCCAAUGUCACAGAUAGUGUUGGUGCUAGUAUAGCUAGCGUCGCGAUGGGAGCAGGCGAUUUGAAGAUGCCUGGUGGUAUGGGUAGUGAUCUUCAUCAUUCGGCUAUAGCAGUAGGUCCUAACAAGACCCAUGCGGCCGGAAAUUUGGGUCAUCACUUACCACCAGCAGCGACGAACGCCAAGCCGAAAGGGAAAGGCCGAGGACCUGGAAAAGCUGCGGCUGCUGCGAAUACAGCGACUAAAAGGCCGAAGGCUAACAGUAGAUCUGCCGGAAAUAAGAAGAAGAAUGCGGGUAAUCAACCGCCCCCGAUGACGUUCGAUUCGGAAGACGAGGAUAACGCUAAACCCAUGUCUUACGAUGAGAAGCGACAGCUCAGUUUGGAUAUCAAUAAACUACCUGGUGACAAAUUAGGUCGUGUCGUACACAUAAUACAGUCUCGAGAGCCUUCGUUGAGGGAUUCGAAUCCGGAUGAGAUUGAAAUCGACUUCGAGACGCUAAAACCAUCGACACUUCGUGAACUGGAGAGCUACGUUGCAUCAUGCCUGAGAAAAAAGCCACACAAAAAAGUCAGCGGUAAGUCUAAGGACGAGCAGAUGGCAGAAAAGAAACAAGAACUGGAAAAAAGGUUACAAGAUGUGACUGGGCAAUUGGGCAACGUCAAGAAGACUGCCAAGAAAGAGGACAGCAAUAAAUCUGUCGAUGUGGUCGGAACUGGUGGUGCUACUGGACCUUCGCGGCUUUCAGCGUCGAGCAGUACUAGCAGUGACAGUGAUUCGAGCAGUAGUUCUCUUUCCACAAGCUCCAGUGACUCAAGUGACAGCGAAGCAGGGAACUCCUCCAAUCGUUCACCUAGAAAGAAAGCGAAAAAGAAUCCACCAAGUACGGGACAAACAACAACAACGGUUACUACAGUUUCAUCAGCACCUACAUUGAAUCAUACCGGAGCUCUCUUAAUGAAUAGUCAACCACCAACAAAUGCUACGGGACCAAUAAUAAAGUCGACUGUAACUCAGCCGAGCAAUAUUCCUUCGGAACAAGGAGGUAAUAAUCAACCUAUCGCAGUGGCUGCUGUUACAGUAGCACAAGGUAUGCCGGUUGUGAGUCACGCGUCCAUGCCGGCGCAACCAUCGCGACCCACGGCUAUGGCUACUGCUGCUCCUGUAAAAAAACCGACGCCGCCACCGCCAGCGACGUCCAAUCCGCCGACACCGUCGGUUUCCGUGCCGACACCACCACAUAGCGUCACACCGACGAAUACGAAUUCCAUGACAGCCUCGCCAGCUGUCUCGCAGCAGCCACCGCAGCAACCACCAACGUCCAUUAGUUCCUUUUCAAGUGCGAAUACGCCCGUGUCCAUAGACGGGACGAACUUGAGUCAACAGUCCGACCUCAUGCAACCGUACAAUACUCUGGGUAUAUCCACAUCUGCGGUACCCACUACGCAGCCAUCUUUGGAUCCGUCGCUCGCGGUCAAGAAGGAGCCGCCGUUCGUUCAGGCUUCCCACGCGACCAAUAAUACCAACAAUAACAACACCAAUUUGAAUUUAUUACCAGACGUGAAGCCCGUGAACAUGAUGCCGACGAGUAUAUCUUCUAAUCUGAACCUGGGCAACAUCAGUAUGGCGAAUUUGAACAUGAACUUGUCGCAAGGACUCGCGGCGCACAUGUCCAUGCAUAAUCAGUUGGAGAGCAUGAUCAAUACCACAGCACCGUUGACCAACAUACAGAAUUCCCAUAACGUCCCGAUGUCGCAGCAGCAUUCCAACGGGUUCCCGAGUAUAAAACGCGAGACUUCGCCGCCCAACAUGCUGAACAAUAACGGUAUUCCGGGAAUGAACAUGGGAAUCAAUAUGGUGGGCAAUGUAGCUUCGAUAUUCGAGUCCAUUCCUAUGGUGGGAAGCAUCCCGAUGCAGAUUUCGCAGAUUCCCAUCAAGAAGGAGGAAAAGCCCUUGCCCAUUUCGCAGCCUCAGCUCACGCAAAAGUCCAUGGACGGAGCUUUUUUUGCAGAAAUGAACACCUUAGGAAUGCCACCGAUGGGUAACAAUCAUGCCAGUAGUCAACUCAUGCCCGAAAAGAAGAUGACUCCUCCCGAGUCGAAGACUCCUUCUGCAAAUUUUGCAACAGCCUUCAAAAAUAAGGUACUGGAAUCUAAGAGUGUAGAGCAGAAUGUGAAAAAUGCGUCAUCCUGGUCUUCCUUGGCACAAGCAUCCAGUCCGCAGUCAUCGGCAGCAGGUAGCAGUAUGAAGAGUGCCGCAACCCGAGACUCGUUCCAGGCUUUCAAGAAACAGGCCAAAGAAAAGCAGGAUAGACAAAGGGCCCUUCUGGAACAACAGGAGAUGCGUAGGCAACAACAGCAGAAGGAGCAGGCCGAACGCGAAAGAUUGCGGCAGGAGAACGAGAGGAAGAGAGAACGGGAGGAAGAGGACGCCAUGGAUAAGGCCAGGAAAAACGUCGGUGACCAACAAGGCAAUUCCAUGGCGGCCACGACGAGGGCAGAGGAAGUGAGGGCUAUCGCGGACACAGACAGCAGCAGUCCGAGUCAUUCGUCCAGCCAGGACAGGUCAGCCGCCGAGAGAGAACGUCAAAGACUACGGGAACAAGAGCGGCGACGACGCGAGGCGAUGGCUGGUCAAAUUGAUAUGAACAUGCAAAGUGACUUGAUGGCUGCGUUUGAAGAAUCUUUAUAAUGCUGUUAUUAUUUGCUGCUCGUAAUAAGUCCAUUGAAAGCAGUCGACGCGUCGAUACAUCGCAUGGAGCGUCGGAAUUUUGUAUCGGACAAUUGGACAGUGCAGUUUUGUUGUAAUAUAUAAGUAUAUGUGUGUAAUAAAUAUGUGUAAAAAUGAUAUAGCGAACUUUUUGACAAAAUUUCGAUAAUUUGAGAAACUGGACAGAUAGACAAUCGAUGUUGCGGGUUUGUACAAACGAUUGAUAUAGUUGGGACAUUCCAACAGAAAACCUGAACUCGAUUGUUCUUUGAGCUAUAUUGAUCCUCGGAACAAUCCUCGUCAUUCGUAAUCAUUAGCUAGA
This is a messenger RNA of Harpegnathos saltator (Jerdon's jumping ant), 5549 nucleotides long. Its product is annotated as homeotic protein female sterile. Gene Ontology annotation, cellular component: nucleus; chromatin. NCBI's taxonomy places the organism in Eukaryota, Metazoa, Arthropoda, Insecta, Hymenoptera, Formicidae. The record is from RefSeq and is a predicted model, not a curated record. Gene Ontology annotation, biological process: chromatin remodeling; regulation of DNA-templated transcription. Bases 650 to 5209 code for a protein of 1519 amino acids. The transcript is spliced from 24 exons.